Molecule: messenger RNA, 903 nt
Organism: Dufourea novaeangliae
Lineage: Eukaryota; Metazoa; Arthropoda; Insecta; Hymenoptera; Halictidae
Product: transmembrane protein 256 homolog
Exons: 4
Coding region: 11-598 (195 amino acids)
Source: RefSeq, a predicted model, not a curated record
ACAUGGAGGUAUGUACUGUUACCGAAACAAGUGCAGAAAGGAACUAUUCUAUAUAAUUAAAUCGGGAUGCAGAAAUGUGAAAAUGUCAUAUUCAAUUAGUUACGUAGAAUUAUUCAGCCCAGUUGCUAGUGCAGCAUCGUAUUUCUGGAAUACAGCUGGAAGUGUAACCACCAAUUUAAUAAGAGGUUCACCCAAAGUAGAAAUAAGAAUGGCACCACCAAUACCGUUGUGGAAAUUGGCAUCUGCAACAGGACCUUAUGUGAGACUUGCUGCUUUGAGUGGAGCAGCAGCUGUUGCUCUUGGUGCUUACGGAUCCCACAGAAAAUAUCCACAAGAACAAGACCCAGAGAAUAAAUUACUGGAUCACAAACAAAUUUUUGAAAUUGCAAAUCGUUAUCAUUUCAUACAUACAUUGGCAGUUUUAGGUUUACCACUUUGCAGAGCACCCUUCUUGGGUGCAAUGUUCCUGAUGUCUGGUAUGGUACUGUUUUCUGGUUCAUGUUACUAUUACGCGUUUACAGGCGAUAAAAAAUUUAGUAAAUUAACACCAAUAGGAGGAGUAUGUUUAAUAUUAGGAUGGUUAAGUAUGUGCAUUUAAGUAUGUAAAAAGACAUUGAUAUUUUUUAAGAGAAGAAUGAAAAACCAUUGAAAUAUAAAGUGUACACAAAUGUAAUGUUCUUAAUAACUUUUGAAAUAAGUCAUUUAUACUGUGAUACGUAAUAAUUUGUAAUAAUACGAUAUAUUUCACUUACGAUAGAUGUGUCGAUCAGGAAAUAUAUUUUGCCGGCAAACACGAUUGUGCUUACAUUUACAUAUUAAAGGCUACUAAUGAAACAAAAUCUAAUUUGAAUAAAACUCAUUUAUGCUAAGGAAUCGAUAUAAAUAUAUCUUUUGUUUAUAAUA